AUGGGUUUGCUGACAAAGUUGAGACGAUUUGGUAGUGAACACAUUUUGCCUCUCUUGGACGGGAGACCACCGAAAAGGGACGAGCCUGUACCGCCUCAAGAUGUGGAGUAUGGGCCGCUACCGCAAAGCUUUUUUAAAGCUGUGAACGUCGCUCGGGAAGAAGCUGGUUAUGAUGCAUUGGCAUUGAAACGAGAUAAACAUGGACUGGAUCGUGGUAUGAGACCGGAAUUUGGUGCCUUCGACCGAAGUCGACGACCUUCGCACGAACGACAAUUUGAUCGUUCAACUCGUCAUGGUUCACCCGAGCAAUUUCGUCGUCUUCCACCCGGUACUCCCAUCAAGUUUCGUCGACGACCAAUUUCACCUGAGUUGAUACAACCCAGCGCUUCCGCUCCAUCUCUCUUCGGUUUACAACCUCAUCCGGUUUCUCCUGAUAUGCUUCGCGAAUUCCAAUACGCACAGCAAAUGUCACACGUUCCACGACAACAACAACAGCAAUUGGAUAUGAUGCCUCCUCCUGCUGCGUCGUUCUAUCCCCAAUUUCAACAACCUCUCUACCCGAUGAUGUAUCCAAAUGCGAAUGUACAAAAUUGGUUUAUGAUGUCUCAGUAUCCGCGACAAAUGUAUCCGUUAUAUUGA
Adineta ricciae is the source of this 639-nucleotide messenger RNA. NCBI's taxonomy places the organism in Eukaryota, Metazoa, Rotifera, Eurotatoria, Adinetida, Adinetidae. The record is from the annotation of a GenBank genome assembly.